UCUUCUUCGGUGAUCUUUUUGUAAAUGUAAACAUUCAAGAUGGCUGCGAGGACAGCAUGCUCGAGUUUCGAGAGUUUGCCAUUAAAAAAACCUUUAGAAAGUUCUGUUAUCCAAUCCAUAAAGAGUCUUGGUUUUACUACACCUACUCCAGUACAAGCAAUGUGCAUACCAUUGAUGUUAUCAAAUAAAGAUGUUGUUGCAGAGGCGGUUACAGGUUCAGGAAAGACGCUAGCAUUUUUAAUCCCAGUGGUUGAGAUGUUGCUUGGUCGCGAAGAAAAGCUUAAGGCGCAUGAAAUCGGUGCAGUUAUUCUCACACCCACGAGGGAGCUUGCUCAACAGAUCUACACAGUCUUAACGGCGUUCACUGAAAACACGGAACUUACUCAAAUGCUCUGCAUUGGUGGAAAAAGCAUGAGUGACACCGUGAAACAAUUCAUAACAAAGGGAGCACAUAUAAUCGUUGCGACAGUUGGAAAGUUUUGUGCGUUGUUGGAAUUACAACAAGAAGGAUUCGACUGGCGGAAAUCUGUCAAGUCUUUAGAAGUGUUAGUGUUAGACGAAGCAGACAGAUUGCUAAGCCAGAAAAACUUUGAACUUAAUUUAACGAAUAUAUUUUCACUCCUCCCAAAGCAGCGAAGGACUAGUUUGUUUUCGGCAACACAAACAGAUAAAAUCGAAUCGUUUGUACGUGCCGGGUUAAGGAACCCGGUGCAAGUUGUUGUCCGCGAAAAGAAAACGACAGAUUGUGUGAAAAGGACUCCGGAUUCUUUGCAGAAUUAUUAUUUUAUUUCCGAAGCAGACCAAAAGGUGAAUCGGUUGAUCACAUUGCUCCGGUCAAAUAGAGAAAAUAAGAACAUUGUAUUUUUUAACACAUGCGCAUGCGUGGAUUACUAUAGCAAAUUAUUAACUAUACUCUUGAAGACCAUUCCAGUGGUUUCGAUACAUGGCCAAAUGAAGAAGAAAAGAAACGAAAUCUUUAAGAAAUUUCAUGAAAUGUCUAAAGGUGUUUUGAUGUGUACAGACAUCAUGGCGCGUGGGGUGGAUUUUCCAGAUGUUCGCUGGGUAAUUCAGUACGACCCACCGAGUAAUGCAGAGUCCUUCGUUCACAGGUGCGGUCGCACGGCCCGCAUGGGAAAUACUGGCAACGCAAUAAUAUUUCUUCUACCCAACGAGAGUGCCUAUGUUGAUUUUGUUUGUAUUAAUCAAAAGGUUCCUCUAAAAGAAUUUACAGAUUUAAAUGAAACCGCUUCAAAUUGUAUUCGUAAAAUUCGGAAGCUUGCUUUAAAAGACAGGGAUAUAUACGAAAAGGGGAAAAGAGCAUUUGUCUCGUUUAUUCAAAGUUAUCAGAAACACGCGUGUGGUAUAUUAUUUCAAUUCAAAGAACUCGAUGUACCAAAACUCGCGACUGGAUUUGGACUGGUGCACCUGCCAAAAAUGCCGGAAUUACGAGACAUGAACUUAUUAGAGUUUAAAGCUUCCGAUGUCAAGCCGGAAAACAUACGGUUUAAAGAUAAAGUUCGAGAAAAACAACGAAAAUUAAAGUUAGAAAAACAAAAACUGGAACCCGUUCAGGAAAAGUUAUUUCCUAAGAAGACAGAAAGUUGGUCGAAAAAGAAAGAAAAAAUAGAAAAGAAGCAAGAACGCAAAGAGAAAAAGAAACAGAAGAGAAAGUUGACAGAAGAAGAAGAAUUGUCAGACAAUAACGACAUUGAUAAUUUGUUGCGCGAAGCAAGAUUGCUAAAAAAAUUGAAAAAGGGGAAAAUAUCCGAAGAACAAUUUCAGACAGAAGUUAACGACGAAGAAAUAGAUUCUGAAUGAAUUUAUUUAUUUAUUUCCCAUAAUGUAGCGAAGAACUUAUUUAAUCGACAAUAAAAAAAUACGUACUUUCUAAAAUGUUAAGAUACACUUCUUUAGCCACUUUGCGAAGUUAGCAAAAAGCGUCAACUCGCGAAUCUUCACAAAAGUGGUUAUGGGAUAGGAAAGAUGGUUGCACUUUAAAACGCGCCCGUUUUAGGAAAUAAUCCACAUUAGGGCUCACAAAGGCCCUGAAAUUUGAGAAAAACGACCACGCUGACGUCAGCAACAAUUGACAUAUUUCUAGAGUUGGUAUCUAACCAAAUAAUCUAAUAUCCUAAGUCCGCUGUAAACAUUGACAAGUUCAAAUUCCGUGAAUCUGGUAUAGAAACGACUGAUAUAACUACUUAUGAAGGCGAACUUUGAAAAUUGUCACCUUGUUUAAAUAUAUUGAAUGUAGCUUACGUUACGGCUGAAACAUUGCCGAGAGGUUUGUUUUGUUUUACGCAAUACGUAUAGUAUCUUGAGCAUUUUUAUUUUACAGUUGAUCAUAUCACCAUAGUUUAUGUCCACGACAAAAAUUUUUAAUUCGCUAAACUGUAUGCCCGCGAAAGCAGGAUUUGGAAAAAAUUAAUAUGGUUAAA
Hydractinia symbiolongicarpus is the source of this 2438-nucleotide messenger RNA. RefSeq names its product ATP-dependent RNA helicase DDX55-like. Gene Ontology annotation, molecular function: RNA helicase activity; nucleic acid binding; ATP binding. NCBI's taxonomy places the organism in Eukaryota, Metazoa, Cnidaria, Hydrozoa, Anthoathecata, Hydractiniidae. The record is from RefSeq and is a predicted model, not a curated record. Gene Ontology annotation, cellular component: nucleolus. Bases 40 to 1818 code for a protein of 592 amino acids. The transcript has 2 exons.